Messenger RNA from Liolophura sinensis, 2643 nucleotides. Its product is annotated as general transcription factor IIH subunit 1-like. Gene Ontology annotation, cellular component: transcription factor TFIIH core complex. Lineage: Eukaryota; Metazoa; Mollusca; Polyplacophora; Chitonida; Chitonidae. Gene Ontology annotation, biological process: DNA-templated transcription; nucleotide-excision repair. The record is from RefSeq and is a predicted model, not a curated record. Bases 181 to 1878 code for a protein of 565 amino acids. The transcript is spliced from 14 exons.
UAUGUUGAAGUUUAUCUCAGUCGUUAAUGUGGAUGUCGUGGAACAGGGAAUGGAUCGAAAUUAUCAGUUUUGUUUGCAUGGUAACACUAACAGUAUAUCCUGGGAUUAAGAUAGACGGAUGUCUGUCCCAGAUUCAUGGUUGUGAGAGAUUAGUGAAGACAAGGCAGAACUGCAGCCAUCAUGGCUAAAUCCUCAGAAGAUGUCCUGCUCAUCAUAAAUGAUGUGCGAUGUAAAAAGACAAGUGGCGCACUCUAUAUGAUGGGAGAGAGGAUGGCUUGGAUGCCAGAGAACAAAAACAGUUUCUCCUGUAGCUAUAUGUAUGAAGAUAUUAAGAGUCAGAAGAUAUCUCCAGACAGCAGAGACAAAGUACAGUUACAAGUGGUGAUGCAUGAUGGAGGGGCCAACACGUUUCACUUCGCUAACCCCAUGGGACGAGAUGCACAGAAACAGGAUAGAGAUGGUGUGAAAGAGUUAUUACUACAGCUUCUUCCAAAGUUUCGGAGAAAAGUCAGCAGUGAACUGGAAGAGAAAAAUCGUCUAUUUCAGGAUGACCCGGUAUUAUAUCAGCUGUACAAAGACUUAGUGGUCAGUCAGAUUAUCACCUCAGAGGAGUUCUGGAGAAAUCGAGCCUUGAAAUUGGCAUCAUCUCAACCCAAAGAAGACAGCCAGAAGCAAACUGUGGGAGUGUCGGCUGCUUUUUUGGCUGACAUCAAGCCAGAAACAGAUGGCUGUAAUGGGGUGAACUAUAAUCUAACAGCUGAUAUCAUAGAAUCUAUAUUUAGAACAUAUCCCAUGGUAAAAAAGAAACAUGCUGAAAAUGUACCAUACAAGAUGACAGAAAGUGAAUUUUGGACCAAUUUUUUCCAGUCACAUUAUUUUCAUCGUGAUCGAACCAGCUUGAGUAAAGAUUUAUUUUCAGAGUGUGCUAAGAGAGAUGAUGAAGAUAUACGAAAAGAAAUUUCCAAAACGGUCAAUAAUUCUCUACUGGAUUUAACUCAGUUGAAAGAUAACAUAACAGAUGAGGAGUUUGGGAAGAAUGGAGAAGACGGCAGAUCAAGUAAUAACUUAGCCAACUUGUCAUUGAUACGAAGGUUUAAUCAUCACUCCACCAUGGUAUUAAAGGCAUGUGAAUCUCAAGGUGAAGGGCCAAGUGCAUCAACGAGUGGACAAGCAAAUGGUGAUAAGGACACUAGUGUAAACAAUAAAAGAAAAGGGAAGCCAACUGAUAAUGGACUGCAGUCAAGCACCAGUGCAGAUACUCAGGCUUCCAACAGACCAGCUGCUAAAAAGGUCAAACUUAAAAAUGCGGAAUUGGAAGAUUUGGUCGAUGAGGGUAAAGUGCAGUCAGCUUCUUUGAGGUUAUCCAAGAUGGAACGUUAUUUGCAUGGCCCCACACCAGUUACAGCAACCACCUAUACAACAGGACAAGAUUUUCUACAAGCUUCUGAAACCGUCUCAAGAGAAAUCAACCAAUGGCAACCUCAGAUUCAACAAAGUUUGUCAGGCACAUCAGCUUUAUGUGUUCUGGGAGAAUUGUCACCAGGUGGCGCCCUCAUGACUACAACAAGCCAACAUCAGUUACAGCAAAUGGUAUCCAGCCAGGUACAGGUGGAGCUGCAGCAGUUAUACAACGCACUCUGUGAACUACUCAGGCACUUCUGGUCCUGUUUUCCUACCUCCAACAAGUGCCUUGAAGAGAAGGUUGUUAAAAUGCGAGCCACUCUGGAGAGAUUUGAAAAUGCCAAGUUACAGCAGUUUAAAGAUAAAAUAAGUCAUAGUCACUACAAUGUAAAUUUACUGGGUCAUAUGGAAGCUAUGCUACAGGCUGCCUACGGCAAGUUUGACACCUGGCAAGCAAGACGACAAAAGAAGAGAUGAGAAUACUGUGAUUUAGCAAAUUUUGACUUCUAAACUAGCAAUUUAGAUUAAUAUAGUUAUAUACGAAGUGUUUGGACCAGUGCAAUUUAGACUUUAUUCAGUGUGUGGACGAUUGUCAGAGAAGAUCAGUGUUUCGAUAUGCCAGACCUUCACUUCAGUGGUUGAGCAAGGUACUGGUAUCAGUUUGGACCAGUGCUCUGCUGAAAAAGCCACAGUCAACCAAUCACAGUAUGACAUUUGGUUUGAAUUCCAAGUAAAAUAAGUACUGUCUGGUACUAUUAUUGACAAAGGUCAACUUUGUGACAUCACAAUGAAACUGCAAGAUCUAGGGUAAGCAGCCACCUCCUAGAGUAACUUUGUGGUCUUUAGAACCACAUGACAGAUCUGUACAGUUUAGCAUGUUUUCAGUGUAGCAUGGUAAAUACUUCUAUAACUGCUCAAGCAAGUCUGUCUCUUCCACUGACAUUUAUGAGGGACCUGCUUGAAAGAAUGCCAAGGCCUUUCACAUUGCAGCCAACGGCGCACACAUCUGGGGAUUGGAGACUCGGGUCUAAGCCAGGUUGACAUUGUUCUCUUGUAUUACACAAAUUCUGCUUGUAUUACACAAAUUUUAAUUUACUCACAAAUUGUCACCACAAAAGUAAGAACAAACAAAAAAAAAAUACACGCUUUAUCCUCCCCAUGGACUCCAAUGGCAAAUCUAUCUUGACCUGAAAAGGACAAAGUCCUUUUUCAAGAGUCCUGUAACUCUGAUUGUCAGUUGUG